AUGGCUGGUAGAGACGAUCGGUACGGUCGCCGACCAGCCGCUAGCUCACCUUCAGAAUUGUUUCCGGAACGCUUCUCACACCGCCGAGAUGAAUCGUCUCAUUCCAGAGAUGCAGACUAUGAUCGAGGGAGGGGUGAUGGGAAAGUGGCAGCAUUGCCUUACGGUAAAUAUAGCAAACCACCUCUCGAAAGAUCUUCUUCCAGGAGGUCAACGAAUGCCAGUGAUCGCGGCUCAAUAUCGACCGCUACGGCCGAGCCGCGCGCCACGAAAGUUGAACGCCUGCCACUUCUAAUAGACCUGCUCGGCGAUGCAGCCUAUCUGCGCAUACAGCACAACCAAGCUGAUAGCAAGCUUAAGAAAAUAUGGGCUGACUGGAAACGCUCGACUACUAAAGCUUCUGAAUAUCCUUCGGUUGACGAGAUGCAGCGUCAGGCUGUCCAAAAAUCCGAGAACGAGAAGAACAAUCUUAAGCAAAAACUCAAAGAGCUCCACCCAACGCUUUAUGAUACUUUCGAUUCGUUAUUGAAGCAAUACGUGCAAGAUCAGUCUUCCAUAGGACCCAACACCCAAGCAGACUCUUCCCUGACCAAGCCACAGGGCUCCCCUGCCGAGCUUCAGGCACAAUCACUGGAACCGCACCAGCCAACCAAGGCAUGGAUGGAAGAUUGCUUACAAACUGAGCUGAACAAGUUCAAAAACUCCUUACCAGUCGCUCAGGGGCCAGAUAAUAGCGAGAUCCAGAAACUGGUCGACAGCCUUGAGAACGAGAAGAAAAAAACCCAACUUCUGGAGAAUAAAGUCGAAGAAGGUCGACAGCAACACCAAUUGUUGGAGGAGAAGCUCAGCCGGCUCGAGCAGAAGCUCGAUGGCGUCAGCACCACGAUGGAAGAAAGGAUAGCCGCCAACAAGAGCGGACCAACUACCUCUGCAACCUCUGCCGAGCAUAACCAGCUCAAGUCAACGGUUGAAAUGCAGGGACGCACCCUAAACUUUGUCAAAAAACAGUCUGAUCCCAUAAAGAUACAGAAGCUCCAGCAAGAGACAGAAAAUCUUGCGGACAGGCUCACGAAAGGCAUUAAAUCUGUCAAGUCGCUCCAUGAGCAGAAUUCCGCUCUUAUCGAAAAGCAAGGGGAAAAGCAUAAAUCCUUAGAAAACGACAUAUCGUCCUUACAAACUACCUCUCGGAACCAGGAUGUCAAGCAAAAAUCCCUUGAAAGGGAUAUAUCAUUGGUGCGGAGCACAUCUGAUAAUCAGGGCGCAAAGCAGACUUCUUUAGAAAAGCAUAUAUUGUCCUUGCAAAAAACCUCUGAAGGUCAUGAGGCAAAGCAAAUGUCCAUUGAAAAAGACAUUUCGCUUUUACAAUGCACAUGUCAAAGCCAGGGAGAACAGCAAAAGAUAGUUGAUGAUGUCGUUUCCGGCAUAAAAUCAGCUGUAGAGAGUCUCUCACAAAAAGGGGAAUCUUUAGCUGAAGAUAUCGCUUCUCUGCGAUCAUCUGUGAAACAAAUACAAGAGGCCCAUGGGUCUCAGGAGGCGCGCCUGUCGACGCUUACCUCUCUAAAGCCGCUGGUUAAGGAAGUUAAGGAACAGCAAAAGAAGGCCAACGUUCUGCAGCAGAGCGUCGACGCUCUACAGGCCAGUGCCGCCGACUGGUCAUUGCAAGACUUCCAAAAUCUUAAGGCCAAAGUCCAGGGGUAUCCGCCUGCAGAUGAAGUUCAGCAGCUUCUUGUUGAAUUUCCAUCUCUCGUGGACACCAAGCGGCUGCUUGCCAAAUACCCACCUUCUAGCGAUCUUAAGCGGCUACUUGAAGAACUGCCGCCUUCCAGCGACAUAAGGCGUCUCCUGGAUGAAUGUCCAUCUCCCGCGGAUGUGAAACGCCGCCUUGAAGAACUGCCACCGAGUGAUGAGCUUAAGCAACUUGUUAGGGACGUUCCAAAGUUAAGGGAAUCUAUGUCGGAAGUCAAUGCGCGGUCUUCUAGACUUCCUACGCCUACAUCCACUCCUGCAUUCAUGACGAAGGAGAUGACGUUGCAACUGAUCACUCCCAAGAUGGAUAGACUGGAAGAUGCAUUAAAGCGUCGCUGUGCGGAUAUGAUCCAGAUAUCCUCUGGGUUAGUUGCCGAGACUGUUGACCAGGCAAACGCCCGUACAUUGAAGUCAGAGGGAGCUAUCCAGGCACUUGAUGUACGUGUAACAGGUUUGAAGCGAAGCGUGGAUGAGAACAAGAAGGAGUUCGAUGCGCAUGUCACAACGUUAAGGCGAAUUGCAGAUGAAAACAAGAAGUUGGAUCAGCAAAUCACAGAGUUGAACCAAUCCGUCAGCGAAAACAAGGUGGAAAUGUAUGACAUGAAUAACGACAUGGAAAAACGCCUUGAAGAAGAGAGCACUGAACUUAAGUCAGUGAAGGGCAUGGUUGCUGUGAUGACCCAGGACGUUGAAAAGGUGCGCAAGGACUCAAGGACUGGGAUCGAUGAUAUCCAGUUCCAGCUGGUCCAGAUGACGGACUGGGCGAAGAAUUUCAGCUCCAAGCAGUGGCAUGACAGUGUCGCUCAACAAAUCGCUGCCUAUGUGCCAGCUCAGUUUGCGGGACAAUUGGAUAGCCUGGCUACCAGGGUCAGUCAUCUUGAGACCGGAAGUCACAAUUCGCCAGAGAUCUCGAGCAAGAGACGCAAAGGAGCAAAUGGGAACCCUCUGGUUGUCAACGGGCUCCAUUGA
Messenger RNA from Fusarium mangiferae, 2712 nucleotides. RefSeq lists its product as uncharacterized. The transcript is spliced from 2 exons. The coding region runs from base 1 to 2712 and encodes 903 amino acids. NCBI's taxonomy places the organism in Eukaryota, Fungi, Ascomycota, Sordariomycetes, Hypocreales, Nectriaceae. The record is from RefSeq and is a predicted model, not a curated record.